Messenger RNA from Mastomys coucha (southern multimammate mouse), 2016 nucleotides. RefSeq names its product putative ankyrin repeat domain-containing protein 19. NCBI's taxonomy places the organism in Eukaryota, Metazoa, Chordata, Mammalia, Rodentia, Muridae. Gene Ontology annotation, molecular function: protein binding. Bases 372 to 1529 code for a protein of 385 amino acids. The record is from RefSeq and is a predicted model, not a curated record. The transcript is spliced from 11 exons.
UUUAUUGGCUUGAGCCAGUCGAAGGUCAGAGGCACGCACACGUUCACACAAACCCUUACAUACUUGCGUCCACCAGCAUGGCUUGACAAGAGCUGUUCUGCCAACUGUCCCUACAGUUGAUAGACACCAAACCAGGGAGCAGACUUGAGGAGAUGGGGACAUUGGGAGAGACUUGGCUAGCCUAUGACAAGCGAUAAUAUUUGGGUCAGGAUGAGUGGGCUUAUUACGUCGUUGAUACUUAGAUAAGGAAUAAUAGGCUAAUUAUAAGUAUUAAAAACAGGAGGCGGACUUAUAAUUCGAUAUGAGAUGGGGAGAGUCUGCUUGUUAUAAUAACGUUGAUACUGGGGCAGUUAACCGUUGGCUUGCUAUAUAUGACCUUGCCUAGGAUGGGCGGAAAGUACAGCAGAGGGGAAGACAGGAGGCCUUUGGGUUUUCCAGGCUUCUCUGUGCUGUGUUGCUGUCAGAAAAAGAAUAGGGAAGAGACGCCCUUGGGUUUCUGUGAUAUUAAGGCACGGAGAAGUAACCUGUGCUUUGGAAGGGAGGAUUCUGCUUAUUUAGACAUGACAUACUUUCCGGACAAUGAUCUGCACAUGGCGGCUUGUGCAGGAGAUUUACCUUUUGUGCGGCUUUACUUCACUCUGGGUAAAUAUGAAGUCAAUCACAGAGACAGGGAGAAUAGGAAUGCCAUGCACUUUGCCUGCUUUUAUGGACAUUUAGAACUGGUGAUAUAUCUCUGGAGGCGUGGCUGUGAGAUUAAUGUGUGUGACAAUCAUAACAUCACACCCCUGAUGAAGGCUGUCCAAAGCUGGGAAGAUGAAAUUGUGUGUUUUCUGCUAGAGCACCAUGCUAACCUGCACAUUAAAGACAGCAUGGGUAACACUGCUCUGCACUAUGCCGUCUAUGGUGGGAAUUCAGCAAUGGCUGCCAGGCUGCUACAGUACGGAGCAAAUAUUGAGGAAAGGACAAAAGAUAACCUCACACCACUCUUGCUUGCUCUCAGGGAGAAUAGACUGAAGAUGGCACAAUUUUUAGUAAAGAUGGAUGCAAGCGUGCAUGCAGUUGACUCACAGAGAAGAAAUUCUCUCAUGUAUGCUGUAAGAUGUGACUCGCCAGUUAUGGUCAACCUUAUUCUUCAACAAGGUGUCGACAUAAAUUUGAAAGAUGUAUUUGGAUGGACUGCUUUACGUUAUGCUAUUGAAGGUGAUCGUGAUGUGAGGACAAUACUUUUGGAGUAUGAGUAUAACCUGAUACAAAGCUUAAGAGAGAGAACUCGAGCAUUUCAGAGUUCUGAAAACUCCUCAAUCAGGCCUAUCAACAAAGCUGAUGCUGAAGUGACCUCACCUACGGCAAAUGAGAAAGUGAUUGAAAUGCAAGAUCCUUUUACAACCCAUGAAGCAAGCAUGGAGAAGAUACAAACCGGCAGACCAGGACAUCUGGGUUCUCUGCAGCUUCUGGCAACUAUAAAUAAGGCUACUAUGAACAUAGAGCUGGAGACAGAUGAUGGGGAUGCUGACCUGCCAGCCUGGUAAUUAGUGACCUCCAGAACCCAGGACAACAAAGUACACAGACAGAUUCUGCCACUGAAAAUCGAAGACCAUAGUUACCAAGACUCCUGAGAGCAUGAAGCUGGCUACCACGAAGAGCUGAAAGAGAAGAGACAUAAAUAUAUGAUUAGAACACAUCUACAUUAAACAGGCAUCGAGGAACAUGAUCAGGGUCUCAGGGAUGCUCUGUGGUGAAGGAAACAUUUUAAAUACAUGACUAGAACACAUCUCCAUUAAACAAGCAUCGAGGAACAUGAUCAGGGUCUCAGGGACGCUCUGUGGUGAAGGAAACAUUUCAAGGAACUCUUUCAAUGUAGCUCCUGCUCUCAGUCGGAGAAGAAAUCUGGACCUGGCUGUGGGCAUGCUGUGUGAUCCUUGUACUCCCUUAGUUCUUCAGUCUUAGCUUUAUAAAGUGAAAAACCCUCAUAUAUAGCAGAAUACUUGUAAACAUGAAAAUAAAAACUCAAAUUGC